Pungitius pungitius (ninespine stickleback) is the source of this 2360-nucleotide messenger RNA. RefSeq lists its product as uncharacterized. The transcript has 10 exons. Lineage: Eukaryota; Metazoa; Chordata; Actinopteri; Perciformes; Gasterosteidae. Bases 131 to 1513 code for a protein of 460 amino acids. Gene Ontology annotation, molecular function: interleukin-17 receptor activity. The record is from RefSeq and is a predicted model, not a curated record.
UGAGAUGUAAUCCAACAAGUGCAGGCGAGGAAAAGCGUCAGAGGCUGUGGAUUGAAGAGGUUUAUGUAGCCCUCGUUCAUCUGUUUGUCCAUUAUGGUUCUAUGUUCAUUCAGGUAAUAAACAGGUGUCGAUGAUGAGGGCAGUCGGACUUAUUUUGCUCUACUGUCUCGCUGCACAGGUGACAUCACAAGAAAUUGAAGUGGAGUGUCACGAAUCUGUUUCCUCAGAGUUCCCUUCCUACCAUGACACCUGUCCGUCUUUACUGGUGGACCUGAAAGUGGUGCGAGUGACUGAUGGAGAAAGAAAAGUGAACAUAAGCUGGGCAAUCAACAUUGAUGCUAGUAUUGAAUAUCUGGAAGGCACCCGGAUAGUGAUUGACGGGGGAUACGCGUACAUCUGUGAAUACAAACCAGCUCUGGCAAAGGCAGACCUCCGUGGAUUGCAGCAGAAACAAUUUUAUUAUUUAGUAAAUGCACCCUGCGGCUCAAUCCUCAUCCAAGGUGCCAAUCUGCCAGUGACUCAAGCGGAAAGCGGCCUCGCAUAUAAGUAUGACAUAAUCGAAAUACCAUGUGUUACCCCAAACCCGUCCAUCACAGUUACUAACCCAAAACCUAUCACAGUUACUACUCCAAAACCUAUCACAGUUACUACAGAAUUAAAAGAACCCGUCCCUGGUAAUGUCUAUUUCAUAAUUAGUAAAGAGUUAAAAGACCCUGUCCCUGGUAUGGUCGACUUCACCAGCAUAGCCUCGGCCAUCUUUGGAGGACUGGCCGGUUUGAUGACCCUGGGUUCCUGCUAUAUAUUAUAUACAAGAUAUGGAGCAAACGUCGCCACGUCAUUGGGUUUCAAAAAGUUGCCUGCACCUCCCAUGGCCCUCGUGCCCAUCCUCGUGGUGUACCCUGCUGAGGAUCCAGCUUUCCAGGGGGCCGUGGUGGCCUUGGUUGAGUUCCUGCACUCGUACGGCGGAUGCAGCGUGGCCGUAGACAUGUGGCAACAAAGGAAGAUCGCAGAGCUGGGCCCAAUGCGCUGGUUGGUAGAAAAAGUCAAGACAGCACAAAGAGUCCUCAUUGUCUUCCCAAAGUCCUCUUCAAGACGCAGCCGCUGUCCUCCCGAUCACACCUUCCCAGAGCCUUCGAUCCCAGCUUCAGCUCUUGACCUUUACCCCCUAAUUCUCAACAUGGUGGCGGGCCACGCAAAGAGUUCCAGAGAACUGGCUAAGUUCUGCGUCGUGCAGCUGAGCGAGGAGCAGGACCCCAGGCCUUCCAACCUCACCCCUGAACUAAGGGCCUGCAAGCGUUUUUGUUUGAUGAAGGACUUGACCAAGCUGUGCAGAAGUCUUCACAGCACGGAUCGGGAUGAAAAGAAGAUAUCUGAUUUAAUCUUCAGACCGAGGAUCGUCUACAGGGAAAACUGUACAGCGAAGUUAAGGGAAGCUAUAAAAAAAAUCGGAGGACACCAGCCAAAUAUUUCCAGAGAGGCAGAACCAUUGAAAUCUGUGGUUACCAUUAUUUGAAGAUGAGUUUGAGGAUGGGUCAGAAUAGUUUAUAUAUAAUAUAUAAUAGUAUAUAAUAUAAUAGUUUAAGAGUUUUUAUUACGCUUUCUACAGUGCAUUUUAGUGUAUCAAUUGUAUUUCAGCAUAGUCCUUUGAUUAUUUUGCUAACUGAAACACAGGCUUGAUUAAUUUGUUUGAGUUUUCCAGUACUGCAUAUUGUAAGAAGUUACUCUAUUUUGUAAUAACGCCAUUUUUGGUUUUCACCUCAAACAUGCUGGGUUAGUGUAUCAUCCGGCAUCAUUGUCAUUUUGUAAAAAUUAAAAGAGGAUGAAUACUGUCAAUUUCCCUCUUCUUUGUUUGUGUAAUAGAUUUAAGAAAUAAUGCAUUUAUUAUCUGUAUUUAAUUUGAAAUUAUUAAAUUGUCUCGCAUUAACGAAAGAGGUGGCUACAGGACAGACCUGCAUCGUCUGAGCCUGAACGGGAUUAAUACACGGUUCAUACCCAUGUGUCAGGGAAGGGAUGAAUGAACAAUCCUAUGCCAAAAAUGCCAAGGGGCCCAUAAGACCAGGGGCUUUGUUAAAAGUGUCGCUGAGCAAUUUGUUUUUGUUGUUUUUGUUAUUUUUGCAUUUCCAUGGGAUGCGUUACGCAAACUUAUGUACAAACGAUUACCUCGCCAGGAUUUGUAGUCAGUGUGCUGUGGACAAGUCUUUACCGCAUCUUUGCUCUACAACCACACUGACAUCUCAAUUAAGCAUGUUUUGGGGUCUCUGUCUUUAAAUGAAAUGAAUGUUUACAUUCCAAGCUAAACAGUGCUGUUAGUCUACUGCUUUCCCUCGUCACAACCCUAGUGGCUGGUUAUUAACAAACGU